Messenger RNA from Cylindrotheca closterium, 1359 nucleotides. Lineage: Eukaryota; Bacillariophyta; Bacillariophyceae; Bacillariales; Bacillariaceae. The record is from the annotation of a GenBank genome assembly.
AUGAAUAAGGCUGCUGUUUCAAUAUCCGUACCCACCACCAAAGAGGACAGUGACAUCACCAAUGAUACCUUCAGCACAACCAUUGCCUUUGUUCCUGCUCCAUCCACUACCCUAUCAGACACUCCACGAUACAAUGAACAGACAGAUGAAGAAUUUGUAGCAUGGAUUUUAGAAGAACUGAAACAGGAAAACAUCCAGCUGUACAACCAAUAUCCAGAUGUCUUUGCCAAAGUGGCUCAAAGUAUUAUAAAAUGGAGAAGACGGUAUCACGGAAACAUUCCUCUGUGGAAUCGUAUUUUCAAAAAGGAUAGAGUCUUCAAGGAAGCCAUGGAAUCCGUUCCUGUCAUCCACGCGGUCGAUCAAUGGAUGAUGUCUAAAGAGAAUGUUACCAUGAUUGAUUUGUGUUCGGGGAAGGGAUACUUGUCCAUGAUUUUGAGUGAUUAUUUGGACGAUCCUGGUCGGGUCAAAAAAUGCAUUCUGGUAGACAAGGCUUGGCCACUCUGUCACAUGACACCCAAGCCUCAUCACAUAAGUUGGGAACAUAUCUAUGGGGACGUGGGGAAAGAUAGCGAUUCCAAGUUUGAAUACUACGAUAGCUGGCCAAUACCCUUGGUCACUAGCAAACAAGAUUUGAAGCAAUCCAUUACUCUGCGACAAUUGCAGGACCGAUAUAGCAAAAGUGACCAGGGCCCCAUUCUGAUUUUAGCAAUUCACUUGUGUGGAACUUUGUCGACCCAGGCCAUCAAGCUAUUCCAUAUGCUUCCCAAAGCCAAGGCACUGAUUCUGAAACCGUGCUGUUUGCCUGGAGUAUUUUAUCAGAAACGACAAGAAUUCUUUGAACUGGGUAACUACAAGUUCCCCACAAAAGAUGUAUGUGCCUCUGGCAAGUGGAAGUCGAACAAAAAGGUGAAGGGACGAUGGAAGGGGCCUCCACGGUGGCAUUUGGAAGGCAAGUUUCACAAAUGGUGCCAUCAUUUGGAAAUGGGGAUUCAAUCGGCCGAUACGACUGCGAUGCACCAAGAAGGAGACGAGGCUGUUGUAAAUGAGGACAAAACGAUGGAAAUAGAUGAAGCCAAGAAAGGUGAUUCUGACAAAUCGGGAAUCAUAAUAAAGACACAACUCCUCAAGAUACCGGUCCAAACCAAAGGGGGGUAUCAAAACUCAUUUCUGUUUGCUGAAAAGGCACCGGUUUCCAAUACCAUGUGGGACGAUCUUCUUCAGCGUGAAAACGAAUUAAUCGCUUCAUUGGAGCGGCUAGAAGAAGAGAAGCAAGAAGGAAAUCGUGAAGAAGAAGAAGCCCCACUGAAGAAAAAGUCGAGAGAGACCGGACCAAAUGAUGAAGCAGAGCAAAAGUCAUGA